AUGGCAUUGAAUAACUCCAAAACCGCGGACGGCAAGUCCGCCGAUUUGGCCAAGGACACCGUCGAUGGCCACGCCAACCAGCACAUGACUACAGACUAUGGCAUUAAGAUCUCAGACCCAGACCACUGGCUCCGAGUUGCCGAUGAGAAGCGGACCGGACCAGGGCUUCUGGAAGAUCAAAUUGCGCGCGAGAAGAUUAUGCGCUUUGAUCACGAGCGCAUUCCCGAGCGAGUCGUGCACGCUCGUGGCACAGGUGCCUUCGGCACCUUCAAACUAUACGAGAGUGCGGAGGACGUAACGACGGCCGGUAUCUUGACAGAUACCACUCGGUCGACGCCUUUGUUCGUGCGCUUCUCGACUGUGCAGGGUAGUAAGGGCAGCGCGGAUACAGUUCGUGAUGUGCGCGGGUUCGCUGUCAAGAUGUAUACGUCUGAAGGAAACUGGGAUAUUGUUGGCAAUAACAUUCCGGUUUUCUUCAUUCAGGAUUCGAUCAAAUUCCCAGAUGUUAUCCAUGCCGUGAAGCCUGAGCCGCAUAAUGAGGUGCCGCAGGGUCAGAGUGCGCAUAAUAAUUUCUGGGAUUUCCAGUAUCUGCAUUCUGAGGUGACCCAUAUGAAUCAGUGGAUUAUGUCUGAUCGUGCUAUUCCCCGGUCAUACCGGAUGAUGCAGGGUUUCGGUGUGAACACCUAUUCUCUGAUUAAUAAGGAGGGAAAGCGUCAUUUCGUCAAGUUCCACUUCACCCCCGAGCUGGGUGUGCAUUCGCUCGUCUGGGAUGAGGCGUUGAAGAUCGGCGGCCAGGAUCCCGACUUCCACCGCAAGGAUCUCAUGGACGCCAUCGAAGCCGGCCACUUCCCGCGCUGGAAGUUCGGUCUCCAGCUUAUUCCCGAGGAGAAGCUCGAUGACUUCGAGUUUGACCCUCUGGAUGCUACCAAGGUCUGGCCCGAAGAGCUCGUUCCUAUUCGCUACAUUGGCGAGAUGGAAUUGAACCGCAAUAUCGACGAGUUCUUCCCCCAAACUGAGCAGGUUGCUUUCUGUACUAGCCACAUCGUACCUGGUAUCGAUUUCUCCGACGAUCCGUUGCUGCAGGGCCGCAACUUCUCAUACUUCGAUACACAGCUCUCACGUCUCGGUCCUAACUGGCAAGAAUUGCCCAUUAACCGGCCUGUUUGUCCAUACAUGAGUCUGGUGAACCGCGAUGGCCAGGGCAGACAUCGCAUAACCAAGGGUACAGUCAAUUACUGGCCGAACCGGUUUGACGCAAACCCACCUGCAACGGCAGCCGAGGGCGGCUUCGUCAGUUACCCACAGAAGGUGGAGGGAGCCAAGAAGCGCGCCUUGUCGGACAAGUUCAAAGAGCACUUCAACCAAGCGCAAGUGUUUUACAACUCGCUCUCGGCUAUUGAAAAGAUGCACGUCACAAAGGCCUUUUCUUUCGAACUUGAUCACUGCGACGAUCCAGUCGUCUACAAGCGCAUGACAGAGCGCCUGGCCUCAAUCGAUCUCGACCUAGCCAAGGCAGUUGCGACAAACGUUGGCGGUGACACGCCCACCAAAGCCCUCAAAGAAAACAAAGGAAUCAAAGCAAAGGGUCUCAGCCAGCUAGAAUACAUGCCCGAGAAGCCGACUAUCGAGACGCGUCGCAUCUCAAUCCUCCUAGCCGACGGUUUCGACUACAACCAGUAUGCGACGAUGAAAGAAGUGCUACAAGCACAAGGUGCAUUCGUCUUCACGAUCGGCGCGCAGCGACAAGGUGUGACAUCUGAGUCUGGACAGACUGUUGUACCAGACCACUUCUUCGUGGGUAUGCGAUCGACACUCUUUGAUGCUGUGUAUGUUCCCGGUGGCAAGCAUGUGCAAGCGCUGGCCAAGAACGGUGUAGCGAAGCACUGGAUUGCAGAGUCAUUCUCUCAUCUCAAGGCAAUUGCGGGAUCCAACGAGGCUGUGCCAUUUAUUCAGCGCCAGAUCAAUCUUCCUGAGGUUGAGGUCGCGCAGAGUGGAGCUUCCUUGAAGGAGUCGUAUGGUGUUGUUACUGGGUAUGGAGAUGCCGCGUCGUUGUUGAAGGUUGGGAAGAUUGCAGGUGAUGCCAAGGGGUUGGCGGAACAGUUUAUCUGGCAUGUUUCGCAACACCGAAACUGGGCACGUGAGUUGGAUGGAUUAUCUGAUCAGAUUGCUGCUUAA
Penicillium soppii is the source of this 2175-nucleotide messenger RNA. It is a transcript of the gene catA, whose product is annotated as catalase catA. Gene Ontology annotation, cellular component: cytosol. The record is from RefSeq and is a predicted model, not a curated record. Gene Ontology annotation, molecular function: heme binding; catalase activity. Gene Ontology annotation, biological process: hydrogen peroxide catabolic process; response to oxidative stress. Bases 1 to 2175 code for a protein of 724 amino acids. The transcript is spliced from 3 exons. Lineage: Eukaryota; Fungi; Ascomycota; Eurotiomycetes; Eurotiales; Aspergillaceae.